GCGCGGAGGAGGAGGGCGGGCCGGGCGUCCGCGGGGGCGGCUCGGAGUCCAGGCCGCGACUCCCUGGCGGCGGCUCGACACACGGCGCGGGAUGGAGACGGACAGGCAGGACUGUGUGGCCUCCUGGUGGGACAUGGUGGUGCGGAACCUGCGAUCUUUUCCACAUUCCUGUUCAACACUCGGAAGAAAAAUUGCCUCUCUGUACAACAGCUUUACUAGUAAACCAUUAAAAGAACACAUUUUUCCUCCUCUGAUGAACAUGCUAAUAUUUUUUAAUUUUUUCAAAGCACCAUUUCUUGUGGAUUUAAAGAAACCGGAGUUAAAGAUUCCUCACACGGUGAACUUGUAUAUCAGAGUUGAACCUGGGGUGAUUCUGGGAAUCUGGCACACAGUUCCCAGCUGCUGGGGGGAAGAUGCUAAGGGGAAGGACCGCGGCUGGUAUGAAGCAGCCCUUCAGGAUGGCAAUCCAAUUAUUGUUUAUCUUCACGGCAGCGCAGAACACAGGGCAGCUCCUCACAGACUUGAGCUAGUAAAGAUGCUGAGCGAUGGUGGCUUUCACGUCCUAUCUGUGGACUACAGAGGGUACGGGGAUUCCACGGGUGAGCCCACAGAGGAGGGGCUGACCACGGAUGCUGUUUGUGUUUACGAGUGGACCAAGGCGAGAAGUGGUACCACACCUGUGUGUCUCUGGGGCCACUCUCUGGGUACAGGAGUUGCAACAAAUGCUGCAAAAGUACUAGAAGAGAAAGGAUUCCCAGUUGAUGCUCUUAUACUGGAGGCUCCAUUUACCAACAUAUGGGUUGCAAGUAUUAAUUAUCCCUUGUUAAAGAUUUACCGGAAACUUCCAGGAUUUUUACGCACGCUUAUGGAUGCCCUGAGAAAAGACAAAAUAGUCUUCCCUAAUGAUGAAAAUGUUAAAUUCCUGUCUUCUCCCCUUCUCAUCAUACAUGGUGAGGAUGACAAGACGGUGCCUUUGGAGUUUGGAAAGAAGCUCUAUGAAAUUGCACACAACGCUUACAGGAACAAAGAGAGGGUCAAGAUGGUGGUCUUUCCCCCUGGUUUCCAACACAACUUCCUCUGUAGAAGCCCCACACUACUAAACACUGUGAGAGAGUUCCUGAGUGAGCAGUGGGCAUGAGGCCUGAGAGUACCAGAAAUCUGCAGUGAAGACUUGGUCCAGACACCACCCACGAUGCAUAUUUUUUACGUAAAGUUGUACUGGGCUGCUUGGAUGAGCUGAAGUCACUGACAUUUCUACAAGUCACUUGCCAUUUUAGGGAAAGCAUGGAUGUUGGGCGUUAUUGAAAGUUCUCAUUUAGCUUGUAGUCUACUUUGAGGAACAAACUGAAAUCUCAUUGUAGAGUAUCAGAAUUUGGUAAAAUUUGGAUCCCUUCUAAAAAUGUGUGGUUACCAAAUAUCCUGGGGCUGUGAACAAGGUGGUCUUUAGUUGGGACUUAACAGGGUAAGAAUGGUGCUAUAAUGUAGUUAAGUAAUUUGUGUUUUAGUUAAUUUAAAUGGCAUUAAAGAGUUCCAAGUAUCUUCUAG
This is a messenger RNA of Mustela lutreola (European mink), 1545 nucleotides long. RefSeq names its product abhydrolase domain containing 12B (gene ABHD12B). Gene Ontology annotation, molecular function: monoacylglycerol lipase activity; phosphatidylcholine lysophospholipase A1 activity. NCBI's taxonomy places the organism in Eukaryota, Metazoa, Chordata, Mammalia, Carnivora, Mustelidae. Gene Ontology annotation, biological process: monoacylglycerol catabolic process; phosphatidylserine catabolic process. The coding region runs from base 92 to 1138 and encodes 348 amino acids. Gene Ontology annotation, cellular component: endoplasmic reticulum membrane. The record is from RefSeq and is a predicted model, not a curated record. The transcript is spliced from 13 exons.